UGUCUCCAACCAUAAAUGAAGAACCACACAACACAACCACAACAAAAGAAGGAAGAAAAAAAUAUCACAAUUUAGGGAGAGAAUAUGAAGCAAUAUGUGCUUGUUCACGGAGGUUGCCACGGCGCGUGGUGCUGGUACAAGGUCAAACCGGUGCUGGAAGCUUCAGGGUACCGUGUGACAGUUGUUGAUCUCACGGCUUGUGGUGUGAACAUGAGCAGAGUGGAAGAGAUUCAGUCGCUUGAGGAUUACACCAAACCGUUGCUCGAGGUUCUUGAGUCGUUUGGCUCAGAGAGCAAGGCAAUCCUCGUUGCGCAUAGCCUAGGAGGGCCAUCGGUUGCUCUUACAGCUGACAUGUUUCCUAGUAAGAUCUCAGUUGCUGUCUUCGUAACGUCUUUCAUGCCCGACACAACCAAUCCACCUUCUUACGCUUUCGAAAAGUUUCUCGGGAGUGUUACGGAAGAAGAUCUGUCGAAUAUGGAAUUUGGGACAUACGGAACACAUGAUCGUCCUCUAACAACUAUUCUUCUUGGAACCAAGUACUUAGCCAAGUACAUGUACCAACUUUCUCCAGUCGAAGAUUUUGAACUGGCCAAAAUGUUAGUGAGAGUUGGACCGGCAGUUACUAGUAAUCUGACGGGGACAAAAAGCUUAACCAAGGAAGGGUAUGGAUCAGUUACUCGUGUGUAUAUUAUAUGCGGGGAAGAUAAGGGUUUAACCAAAGAUUUCCAGCGAUGGAUUAUCGAGAAUUUUUCGGUUAAAGAAGUGAUGGAGAUCAAAGAUGCAGAUCAUAUGCCAAUGUUUUCCAAGCCACUUGAACUCUGUGAUCGUCUUCUAAAGAUUGCUGAUAAAUAUGCAUAAACAAACCUGAGAAUGAGAGAUCAUUAUUGUCAUAUAUCUAUGUAGAAAAACUUCAACUUACACCACCAUGAUAUAUGUUUCAUGGGAUGGAUGAUUAUACAAAUAAGAUUCCUGAGAUGAAAAGGC
This is a messenger RNA of Eutrema salsugineum, 984 nucleotides long. Its product is annotated as methylesterase 9. NCBI's taxonomy places the organism in Eukaryota, Viridiplantae, Streptophyta, Magnoliopsida, Brassicales, Brassicaceae. Gene Ontology annotation, biological process: jasmonic acid metabolic process; salicylic acid metabolic process. The coding region runs from base 85 to 858 and encodes 257 amino acids. The record is from RefSeq and is a predicted model, not a curated record. Gene Ontology annotation, molecular function: methyl salicylate esterase activity; methyl indole-3-acetate esterase activity; methyl jasmonate esterase activity. The transcript has 3 exons.